CUCAGUCUUUUGCCCAGAGGCUUCAGCUCCGAGUUCCCUCCAUGGAAUCUUUGUUUCGAAGCCCAGUAAAGGAUUCCCUGUUCCGCUCUUCUUCUAAGGAGUCCCUGGUACGAUCUUCUUCAAAAGACUCAUUGAAUCGACUGGACUUGGAUGCAGCCGGUCCCACCUUUGAUCCACCUUCCGACAUUGAAAGUGAAACAGAAGAGCCUCCGGGAAACAUGGACAGCCUCAGCAAAGAGCAGCUGCUGCAGCGACUGCGCAGGAUGGAGCGCAGUUUGGCCAACUAUAGGGCAAAGUACUCUGAGCUAGUUUCUGCUUAUCAAGUUAUCCAGCGGGAGAAGAAGAAGCUACAAGGCAUUCUGAGUCAAAGUCAGGAUAAAGCACUUCGCAGAAUUGGAGAACUGAGAGAGGAGCUCCAGAUGGAUCAACAAGCUAAGAAACAUCUUCAAGAGGAAUUUGAUGCUUCCUUAGAAGAAAAGGAUCAACUUAUUAGUGUCCUACAAACUCAGGUAUCGUUGCUGAAACAAAGGCUACAGAAUGGUCAGAUAGACACUGAAUUGCCUGAUCCCAAUAUCCAACCACAAGUUCAGAGUCCAACAAAAGAAAUCAGUACAGAAAAUACUGCGGAACUAGGAAAUUCUGUUAAAACACUGGAAACUCUUAACCAGAGGGUGAAGCGCCAAGAGAACUUACUGCAACGUUGUAAGGAGAUGAUUCAGUCUCAUAAGGAGCGCUGCGCCCAAUUAACCAACGAGAAGGAGGCACUUCAAGAACAGUUAGAAGAAAGACUUCAGGAACUGGAGAAAAUGAAGGACCUUCACAUGGCUGAGAAGACUAAGCUGAUUACGCAGCUGCGCGAUGCAAAGAAUUUGAUUGAGCAGCUAGAACAAGACAAGGGCAUGGUAAUUGCAGAGACAAAGCGACAAAUGCACGAAACAUUGGAAAUGAAGGAGGAGGAGAUAGCCCAACUGCGUGCUCGGAUCAAACAAAUAACUACAAAAGGCGAGGAAUUAAAAGAACAGAAGGAAAAAUCUGAAAGAGCUGCUUUUGAAGAGCUUGAGAGGGCUCUGAGUAUUGCCCAAAAGACAGAGGAAGCCCGGAAAAAAUUGCAGGCAGAUAUGGAUGAAAAAAUCAAAGCAGUAGAAAAGGCAAGUGAGGAAGAGAGGGUAAAUCUUCAACGGGAGUUAACCAGAGUGAAACAAGAGGUGGUUGAGAUUAUGAAGAAGUCUUCAGAGGAGCGUGUUGCUGAACUAGAAAAAUUCCAUAAAAAAGAAAUGGCUACCAAAGAUCAGGAGCUAAAUGAGAGAUUACAGGCCCAAGAAAAGGCAUUCGAGGAGAAGAUGAAGGCAGCUCUUGAAAAAAAUCAGAGUGAGUGUUUAAAAACCCUUCAAGAACAAGAGCAGCAAGAAUCCCUAGCGUUAGAAGAAUUAGAGCUGCAGAAGAAAGCAAUACAGUCAGAGUGUGACAAGAAAGUUCAGAAGAUGCAUCAAGAAGUAGAGACUUUCAGAACUAGGAUUCUUGAACUGGAAAGCUCUCUUGCAAAGUAUUCACAAGAUGACAGAAAGCAAUCAGAGGAAUUAAGUACUCUGAUGGAGUCUGAAAAAAAGCAGCACAAUAAGGAAAUCAAUGAUAUAGUUGAAAAGCACAAGAAAGAAUUGGAGAACGUGAAACAGCAGCAGGAAGAGCUUUGGACAGAAAAACUUAGAAUCUUAAAGCAACAGCAAGUAACAGAAAUAGAGAAAAUGAGAGAGAAACAGCAACAAGAGAUGGAUACAAUUUUGAAAGAGAAAGAAACAGUUUUCCAGGCACACAUAGAAGAGAUGAAUGAAAAAACAUUAGAAAAACUUGAUGUGAAACAAACAGAACUAGAAGCACUGUCUUCUGAGCUAUCAGAGGCACUAAAAAUACGUCAUGAUUUAGAACAAGAGCUCUCUGAAUUGAAUAGUAAAGUAUGUGAAGCGAAGCAAGAAUUGGAAGGAAAAUUGGAAGAAGAGAGGAAACGACACAAAGAAGAGGUUGGAAUGAUGUUAAAAGAGCAUGAAAUGUCUAUUCAAGGUGUUGAGAAGAUACUCAAAGAGGAACUCAACAAACUCAAGCAAUCAUUAGAGGAGAAAGACAGGCAACUGGAGGAACUAAAAGCACAUGAACAGAAACUAAAGGAAUCUGCAGAAAGAUCUGAAGCUGAACUUGUCCAAGCGACUGGAAAGCUGGAGGAGCUUUCAGAAUCUCAUCGGAGUACUUCUAAUGAGCAGGCAAAGAUUUAUGAAGAGAAAUUAGCAAAACUGGAGCAAAAUCUGACAGAUCUUGAAGGUGAAAAAUUGCAGCUUCGUGAGCAACUAGAAAGAACUGAAUCCCAGCUGAAUGAAGUCAAGAAUGAGUUAGAAGCAUAUAUCUCCCAGGUACAUGACCUGAAGCAGCGUUUGCAAGAGCAGAGUAAUGAAAAUACACAAAAAGUAACUUCUCUAACACAACAAUAUGAAGGUCAACUGAAGGAUCUACAAAGAGAGGCUGAUGAGACAAAGAGAAGUCUAAGUGAAAAGGAAAAUGAAAUUGAACACAUGAAGUUAGAGGACAAGCAAGUAGAAGAGCUGAAACAGAAACUGUUAGCCGCAGAGGAGAGAAUUAGUGCUUUACAAGGGGAAUAUGAAAGUAAACUGAAACGUCAGGAGAACAAAUUGGAGAAAAUUAAACAGAAAUCAAAAGAUAUGCAAGAAACUUUCAAAAAGAAACUUGCUGAGCAGGAAGCUAAACUAAAAAAAGAGCUUGAAAACAAGCAGUUGGAGUUCAGUCAGAAAGAGAGUGAGUUCAAUGCUAAAAUGUUGGAAAUGGCACAUGCCAGCUCAGCCGGAAUCAAUGAUGCCGUGUCAAAACUGGAAUCUAAUCAGAAGGAGCAACUAGAGAGUCUUGCUGAGGCUCAUAGGAGGGAGUUGGAAGAAAUUGUCCAGAGUUGGGAAAAGAAACUCAAUCAACAGGUCGAAGAGCUCAAGGAAAAACAUGAAAUGGAACUGCAAGAGAAAGAGCAGGAAGUUGGAGACCUGAAACAGAAACUUGCCACCUUCAGUGCUGAGAAGGAGGGCUCCAGAACAGAAAUAACCCAACUGAAGGAAGAACAGGUGAGAAGGGAGGAGUCCCUGAAGGAAUUGCAAGAAGAACUAAGGCAGUCAGUGGCUAAGGUGAACGCUUUGUCAGAUAAGGAAAAUGACCUGAAAACCCAGUUGAAAAAAUUGGAAGGUGAUCUUAAUCAGUCCCUGAAAGAGCAGUCAGGACUUCAAGAACAGCUCAGUAAACAGAAAGCAGUUGAAGAAAAGGACAAAGCCAAAAUCACUGAGCUGGCCAAUACACUGAAAACACUUGAAGAGAAACUCCAAACUGUGCAGUCUUCUCAGUAUAAAGAUCAUGAAAAUUAUGAGAAAAAAAUAGAGGCAAUCCGGCAAAAAGAAACGGAGUUUAAAAGGCAGUCAGCAGAACUUGCAGCCCAGUUGGAUGCUUCUUGGAAGAAUGCUGAAGCUUUGCUGCAAACAAAAAGCAAUGAAUUAAUUGAAAAAUGUAAUGAAAAAAUCGGUGUAGUAACAUGCAAAAUUGCAGAUUGCGAGCACCGAACUGCGAAAGUUAAAGAAGCAGUAUUAAUGAAAACGAGUAAGAUUCUUGAGCUAGAAGCUCGACUUGGAGAAGUAACAGAGCAUCAUUCUGCCGCAAGUACUUCUUUGCAAAAGUCAAUGCAACAGCUACAAGAGAAGGACGAUUUAAUUAUGUCCAUGAGAGCUGACAUUGAAGGACUCGUAACAGAAAAGGAACAGUUGCAAAAAGAAGGAGGGCAUCAGCAGCAAGCAGCAUCAGAAAAAGAAACGUGCAUAACACAGCUGAGGAAAGAGUUAUCUGAAAAUAUCAACGCUGUCACCUCAAUGAGCGAGGAACUCCAGGAAAAAGAAUCCGAGAUCUCUGCUCUCAACAAAACGAUUAAUGACCUUAACGUUAGACUUGAGAGCAUGGUAAGUCUAACGGAGAAGGAAGCAGCCAUGUCUCUGUUAAGCAAGCAACAUCAAGAGGAUCGGAUGCAGUUGUUAAACCAGGUACAGGAGUUAUCGUCCAGAAUUGAGAUGCUGAGUCAAGAAAAAGCAUCGGCUCUUGAGCAGGUAGAUCACUGCACAGCCAAGCUGUCGGAGUGGAAGACGAAAGCACAAACCAGAUUCACGCAAAAUCAUGAUGCUAUUAAAGAUUUGCAGAGCAAACUUGAAUUAAGCAAUACUGAAGCCAAUAAGAAAGAUGAAGAGCUAAAUAAACUGAAGGAGCAGCUGGCUAAACAAAGCAAGAAUCUGGAUAGUUUAAAAAGUGAGUUGGAACAAAAGCAAAACAGGAGGGAAAAGGAAGAAAGUGAGUUAACUGCAAAGUUAAAAAACCAAACAGCAAGAAUUGCUGAACUAGAAGAACACGUUGCUCAGAAAACUUUAGAAAACGAUUCCUUGAUGGAGGAACUCAGAAAGUAUCAUGAACAAAAAGACACAGAACAGAAAGAGAUAGCUUGGCAACUCCAGCAGGCAGAGAAGGCGGCUUUUGAAAAGGACAAUAGGUUUAAGGAAGCUGAAGAAAAAGUGCUUAAUCUUGAGAAGCAAAUAGGGUCACUGAAAGCUGAAUUUGAAGCAAAGGAGAGGGAAUUUGAUCAAAUGAAAUCAGUGAUGCUUAAAAGCAAAGAGGAAGAACUGAAAGAAUUGGAAGAGAAACUGAAUGCAGAGAACAGCACUAAGCUGGCAGAUCUGAAAAAAAAGGCAGAGCAAAAAAUCGGUUCUAUUAAAAAGCAACUGAUGUCUCAAAUGGGUGAAAGGGAAAAGCAAUUUAAGCAGGACAGAGAAAAUCAGUUAAGAGACUUGGAACAAAAAGAGGAGCAGAUUAGGACUGAAAGCCUCAGAAAAGAACUUGAGGAGCAAACCAAAAAAUACUCACUGUUAGCGGAUGAGCAUGCUCGGUGUGGUGGUGAUUUAGCAAGCACCAGGGAAGAAUUAAAAGCUAAAGAGCAAAAACAUCUUGAUAUGGAGAAUGUAAUAGGAGAUUUCCAGAAAAAAAUGCAGGAAAAGGAGGCAGUCAGGCAAUCUUUAGAACUGAAGAUAAAAGAGAUGGAAAAUUUAGUGAGGGAAAAUGAAGUGCUUAAGAUUGAAAUGGAAGAGAAGAGUUCGAGAUAUGAAGAAAAGCUAAGAAGUUUACAGCAACAGUUGGAUGAAAGAAAUGACAGUCUGAAAGCUUUUGAGGAAAACGCUGAAGGAAAGGCUAAAUCUGGUUUGGAGCUGCAGAAGUUACUGGGCGAUAUGCAGAACCAGCAGAAGGACUUGCAGACUAAACUGGAAGAGACUGAAAGGGAGAAACAGAAACUACGCAAAGAAGUGAAUAAUCUUCAAAAAGACUUACGUGCUCUGCGAAAAGAACAUCAGCAGGAGCUUGACAUAUUAAAGAAGGAGUCCUUAGAAGAAAUGGAGCAGAAAAUCAGAUGUGAACAAGAAGACAUUGAGUUAAAGCACAACUCCACCUUAAAGCAGUUAAUGAGAGAGUUCAAUACUCAGCUGGCUCAAAAAGAGAGAGAAUUGGAAACAGCAGUAAAAGAGACAAUCAAUAAAGCCCAGGAGGUAGAAACUGAAUUGAUAGAAAAUCAUCACAUAGAGACAACACAAUUGCAUAAAAAAAUUGCUGAAAAAGAUGAUGAUCUAAAAAGAACUGUGAAAAAAUAUGAAGAAAUCCUCGAGGCUCGUGAAGAAGAGAUGACAGCAAAAGUUCAUGAGUUGCAGGCACAGCUAGAAGGUUUGCAAAAGGAAUACAAACAAAGGAUGGCUGAAGAGGAACAUUGGAACAGUGAAAAAUGUACAAAUCCACUGUUCUUUCAGGCACAACUUGCACAGAAGACAACCCUUGUCAAUGAUUCAAAACUGAAAGAGCAGGAGUUCAAAGAGCAGAUUCAUGUACUGGAAGACCGUCUGAAAAAUUAUGAGAAGAAUAUGUAUGUCACCUCAGUUGGAACACCAUACAGAG
Tauraco erythrolophus (red-crested turaco) is the source of this 6012-nucleotide messenger RNA. NCBI's taxonomy places the organism in Eukaryota, Metazoa, Chordata, Aves, Musophagiformes, Musophagidae. The record is from RefSeq and is a predicted model, not a curated record.